AUGGAGGAGGAGCGGGUGGUGGUCAAGGCGCACGACUUCGACAGCUGGCGAGCGGAGAAGAAGGAGCAGCGCAAGAAGCGCGUCGAUCCGUUUUCCGAGGACUUGUUCCCGACGAUGGAGUCGCCCAAGUUCCAGGUCGUGCUGCAUUUGCAGGGCGAUGCGUUCUCGUGGAUGCCCGAGGUCUUCGCGACGACGCUCGUCCAGCUCCUCGGCGCCGGUGCGCCCGACGACGUCGAGAUCCUCGACAUCGGCUCCGCGACCUUCGACGUGUCGACGAAACUGCCGCGCGCGCUGGCGCUCAAGAUCACGGAGCUCGACAAGGAGGCCCUGCUCGCCUUCGAGCGCAGGCUCUCCGAGACGUACGCGGCGGCGACGGCGGCCGGACCCGCCGCGGCGCCCUCCGUGCCCGAGGCCGCCGGCGCCACCAGCAUGAAGAUGGACUACCUGCGGCUCACGAACGUGCGCACUGACCCCAUCACGCACCCGGGCGGCCUGUCGACGCACGUGCACAGCUUCUAUGGCGCGAGCGAGGCGGCGCCCAGCACCACGUACAAGAAGCUCCGCAAGGCGGCGGGCAACACCGCCAACGUCGAGGAAAACAAGAGCCUCUACUGGCAUCCGACGAUCUACCGCUACGACAAGCGCCGCGGGCGCUUCACGGUCCAGAACACGUCGUACUUCAGUACGUACUACAUCUGGCCCACGGGCGAGACGACGGCCUUCCCGGACGGCUUCAAGAUGAUCGGCGGCGGCGCCGGCACGCUGGCGGAUUCGAGGCCCGAGGCCGACUGCUCGAACCCGGGGCCCUGCCCGGACGGGGACUGCGAGCGGUGGAACGACUUCUUCCCGGCGACGACGUGCGGCGAGCUCGAGAUGUCGAUGCUCAUGCCGUCGUGCUGGGACGGGGCGAACCUGGACAGCGCGGACCAUCGCUCGCACGUGGCGUACCCGAAGCGCGGCGAGGCCGACGGGAAGUGCCCGAAGACGCACCCCGUGCGCCUCCCGCAGAUCGCGGUCUUCACGAGGAUCGCACCGUACCUCGGCGGCGUCCACCUGUUCAGCGACGGGACCGGCUACUUUCACGCGGACUACUUCAGCGGCUGGAAGGCCAAGAAGCUGCAGAAGGUGCUCGACAGGUGCGAGAACGACUUCAUGUUCUCGGCGUCGAACGGCUGGUGCGAGGACCACGUCACGUUCCGGGACGCGCCGAAGGACGAGGAAAUCGAGGACGACGAGCUCCGCGAGAAGCUCGUCCCGCUCCAGCCGCCGGCCUUCGACGCGACGGCCAUCUCCGACGAGGCCGUCGACGACGCCUGGUCCUGGUGGAAGCGCUUCUCGCCCGUCUUGGGCGGCUUCAUGAGCGCCAUGGACUGGAGCAGCGCGACGUUCGGGCCCCACAAUCGCGCCAAAAAGUCGACGAAGCGCGCGUCCUUCGCGAAGCGGGCGAAGAACGCGUCGUGGACGGCCAUGCGGAAGAGGCGCCGCACGCCGUCGGCGCGGGUUUUGACUUUGAGCUGGCCCGUGACGACGGCCGGAUCAAAAGCGACGAGCGGCGUCUCCGGCGCGUCGCCGGGCGCGGCCGUGCCGUCGGCGGGCCACGCGUCGACGAUGCGGUUCAUCUCCGCCUUCAACCGUAACUACGGCUCCGCGAUCGAGGCCGGCGGCCUCGGCCCCUCGGCGCAGUGCUGCUGCGCCGUGCAGUGCUGCCCCUGCUGCGUCGGCGCGCACAACCGGAGCAAGCUCACGGAGAAGUACAACAUCGACGAGCCCAUGCUCAAGUCCGUGUGCGCGCACUGCUGCUGCUCGUGCUGCGCGCUGGUCCAGGACAUGAACCUCAUCCUCGUCAAGGAGAACAAGACCUGGGGCUGCCCCUUCGUCUGGGACCGCGAGAACUCCUUCGUGACGCGCGUCCACGGCGUCGCCUUCGCGACGCCGCACGAUGCCGUCCACAUGCGCGUGCCGGCGGUGUCCGUCGCCCCGCGGCUCGCCCGCGUCUCGAGGCGAUCGUUCGGCUGGCGCUGCGACCUCCGCGACGCGGCGAGCGACGAGCUCCUCGCGACGACGCACGGCACCUUCGUGCACGUCGACACGGAGACCUAUGCGCGCGCCGUCGAGAUGUCGGACGCGAUGCUCGCGGAGCUCCGGCCGCUCGCGACGGGCGAGGAUCGGGCGGACGCGUUGGAGUUCCCGGAUGGCGCGUGGGCGCCCGUGGACUGGACCACGGUCGUGCGCGGGUCCGACGCCGACGACUUCGGCCACGUCAACAACGCCAAGUGGGCCUACCUCGCCGCGGACGCGCUCCGCGCCGCGGGCGACCGGGGGCCGCCGGCGAGCGUCGACGUCGCCUACCUCCGGCCCGCGGUGCCGGGGGACGCGCUAGCGGCGACCAUGGCCGAGAGCGACUGCGGCGCCGCGCGCGUCGCGCUCGAGGCGAGCGACGCCUCGCUCUGCGCGUCGCCGACGGCCUACGCGGCGCGCGACGAGCUCUGCAACGCGCCGACGGCGCCGGCCCUCGGCGGCGCGGACGUCGUCGCUUAUCGGUCGUUGACGUGGUCCGCGGACGACGCCGCGCGCGAGCCCCACGUCCAGGGCGACGCGGCCUUCGCCGCCGCCCACAACGGCUUCACGUUCUGGUUCGCGAGCGCGGCGAACCGCGACGCGUUCCGCGCGGACCCGGCGGCCUACGCGCCGAAGCUCGGGGGCUUCUGCGCCUUCGGCCUCACGGGCGCGGACCCGCGGAACCUCCACCCGCAGCUCGCCAAGCUCUACACGAUGCCCGUGGACCCGGACGUCUGGUGGCUCGACGGCGACGCGCUCUACACCUUCCGCGGGCCCGACGCGAUGCGCCUCUUCCUCGCGGCCGCGGACGACAACGCGAGGACCGCGGAGGCGCACUGGGCGGCCCUCGCCGUCGGGCCCCGGGCCGCCUGCGCCGGCGCGGACCUCUUCAACACGCAGUGCUUCCGCGGCGAGGCGGCGUAA
Messenger RNA from Aureococcus anophagefferens, 2982 nucleotides. RefSeq lists its product as hypothetical. Lineage: Eukaryota; Pelagophyceae; Pelagomonadales; Pelagomonadaceae. The coding region runs from base 1 to 2982 and encodes 993 amino acids. The record is from RefSeq and is a predicted model, not a curated record. The transcript is spliced from 6 exons.